Molecule: messenger RNA, 2161 nt
Organism: Cladocopium goreaui
Lineage: Eukaryota; Dinophyceae; Suessiales; Symbiodiniaceae
Source: the annotation of a GenBank genome assembly
CGACGCUGUCUUCACUCGGGAGCGCUGCUGUAUGGAAUCAGACAAUGAUCCGGAGUGUUGGCACUGGGCUCGCUGGAACCUGCAGAGCAUGCUGCGACUUAUUGACGCCCAACAGGCAAGUUCGCCCACAUUCCAAGUGCAGGCGGCUGCCUUGCAGCGUUACGUGGAAGAUGAGGGGCUGCUGUACUUCUUUUGCUGCAGCGGCUUUCACAACGAGUACUGCUGGGGUCCAGCUGUUCAGCAGACGUUGAUGCCGGACCCGGACGCUUGGGAGGGAGUGGCGGAUAUUACUCCCUGGUAUCCUCGAUGCUGUUUCCCGCGACUUCGUGGUAUGCUUGAGGCGCCUAUACCCCGCUGGAUGAAGAAGCAGAUCGAUAGGGACCUGCAAAAUAUGGCCACAGCGGAGCACCCUGGUCUACCUUGGCCGCAGAAGGAUGCUUGGAAGCCCAGUGGAAGACUCUCUGGUGCAAGUUGUAGAGAAAGCCAAGGAUUCUUGUCGUGGGCACUUUACGCGUUUUUGGUAAGUUCUGGUAUAGCAGUGAUCGCAGCUUCCCCGGGUGGCCUUGGGAGCCCCGCGGGCAGCGUCGGUGUGCGCGAAGCCCUGCGUAGCAUCGCGGCGGAGGUGGAGCGCGGCAGACCCGAGACGAGCCCGACGGAUCCCAGAUUCGCAGUGCGGAGGAGGAAGUUGGAACAAGCGCGGGUGGAGUUGGUGGAGGGAUUGAGCCAUGGCGAAGUGUGGGAACUGUGGAGUCCAAAGUGUGAAAAUUGUCAGCACCUUGAGACCGUGCAUGCUGAAGCUUCCAGCAAGUUCUUCAGGGAGAUUGAACAUUUGCGAAGGGCCCUGGCAAAGAUGUUAGAUUCUGCCAAGGACUACAUGCCAGCGCAUGUUCUUAGAAACUUGCAGGAGUCACUACAAUUGGAUGUGAGGUAUCUGACCAAACCUGAAGAAGGCGAAGGAGGCCCCUUACCUCCAGUGCCAGUGCCGGAAGUCGUCGAUCAGAGCGAACUGAUCGAACGAUUGAAGCGACAAAUCGCUGAUCAGGACAAGCAACUGGUGGAGAAGAAGUAUACCAUCAAGGACCUGGAAGAGGAGCUGCGGAAGCUCCAGGAGCAGCUGAAGGAGGCGGGGAUGGUCGUCUCCCCCACGCGGCAGCGGCCCAAGAAGGCACUGCCCGAGCAUCGGGAGAUCCAAACGGAUCCGUGGAUGCCGUUUCCACCGAAACAGGAGGUGGCACCAGUGGUGGAGGGUCCCAAGAUUGUGGAGCAACCGGCAGUGGUGAAACCCAAAAAAGAGAAGAAACCGAAAGCUGUGGAGCAACCUGACAGCGACAGCAGCGAUGAGACCCCAGCGAUCGAAAAGGUCAAGAAGCCCAAAAAGGUACCAAAGAAAGAAGAAGUACCUGUGGUUGUCUCGACCGGCAUCGACCCGGAUGUCGUGAGGAAAUUGCAAGAAGAGCUGGAGCUGCUGAAGAUGAAACUGGCGGCCGCGGAGAGGGAACUGGCCCAGAUGCAGGAGCUGAAGGAUGAGAUCGAACGACUCAAGGCGCUGCUGCGGGAGAAAGACAAGAAGAAGCCAGCCGAGAGUAAGCCGCGCAAGACCUUCGAAGACAAGUGUGUGGGCAACGGACCCGGCUGGAGCAAAGCGGAAGAACCAAAGCAGGAAGUGAAAAAGACCGAAAAGGUCCGAGAAAGGCCCGCCGUGGAGCAACCGAGCGUCGCUCCCAGCGAGCCUCCCACGGCGCCCAGCACGGCGGAGCCGGAAGUGGCGUCACUGGCGCGCGUGCAGAGCGGACCGGCGCUGCCCACGGAGCCGGUGAUGGCGAAGAAAGGGGCUGUGAAGACGUCCACCUGGUCCGGUGUGGCCUCGGCCAAGCAGCUGCCAAGAGAGGCGCCUGCAGAGGCAGAGCCGUACCUGACCCAAGUGUGGGAGCAGCAUCCCAAGGGCCACAAGGCGCCGGUGAAGCGGGAGCUCAUCAAACUGGGCGCCGUCUCUCCGGCGCGGCAGAAACUCUCCACCCUGGAACCUGUGGAACCUGUAGAACCUACCGAGACGACGGCCAAGAGGUUGUCGAUGUCGGCGUCUGAUGCCACGAUGAAACUUCCUGAGGGCUGGCACCAUGUGGAGGGGAUUGAGCAUGAGGAAGCUCCCGCUGCAGGAUGA